Messenger RNA from Miscanthus lutarioriparius, 675 nucleotides. The record is from the annotation of a GenBank genome assembly. NCBI's taxonomy places the organism in Eukaryota, Viridiplantae, Streptophyta, Magnoliopsida, Poales, Poaceae.
AUGGAGCUGACGCUGCUCAAGGCGCUCCAAUGGCGCCUCGCCUGCGUCACGCCCUACUCCUUCCUCCACCUCCUCCUUCCCCUUCUUAUGAUUACUCCCCCUCCUCCUCUUCACACUACUACCGCAGCUGCUGCAGCAGCUUGGACUACUACUCGAUGCACUCGUCUCCUCAUCCGCUCCCUCGCAGAGCCGUCGUUCAUCCAGUUUGAUUCCUCUGUUAUCGCCUCCUCUGCUCUUGGGUGUGUACUGGCGCUGGAGGAUCAUCAGACUUAUGGCUAUAAUAUCAGGCGCCUUAUUCGUCCAGACUGCCCUGCAACUGCAAUGGACGAAGCAGACGACGGCGAUGAGUGUUUCAGGAUGAUGGAAACACUCUACGCAAGCUGCUGCUCGGAAUCGGAUUGGAAUUGGGAUUGGAACACACACCAUCAGCAGCAGCAGCCCCUGUACAGUAGUGAUGAGCGGCGGCUGUGGAGCCCGGUGUCAGUGAUUCGUCGUCCCUUGGAACUGGAAACAGCAGGCGGUGGUGGCAUCAGACUAAUCAACAACAGCAGGUCAGCUGUUAGCCGCCGCCGUUGCUUGUUUGGUUCAUCAGCACCAGCACCUCGAGGCCUGCAAGACGACGAUGAUAGUACACACUGCACGUACGAGAUGAAGAUAUCUCACACACAUAACUAA